Ooceraea biroi (clonal raider ant) is the source of this 1239-nucleotide messenger RNA. RefSeq names its product TBP-associated factor 8 (gene Taf8). Gene Ontology annotation, cellular component: transcription factor TFIID complex. The record is from RefSeq and is a predicted model, not a curated record. Gene Ontology annotation, molecular function: protein heterodimerization activity. NCBI's taxonomy places the organism in Eukaryota, Metazoa, Arthropoda, Insecta, Hymenoptera, Formicidae. Gene Ontology annotation, biological process: transcription initiation at RNA polymerase II promoter.
GGUAGUAUGUGGCGUCACUUCGCUGACAGUUGUGACGUGAGCAAUGUAUGAGCUGUGUAUUAAAACUUAACAGGAUCAUCCGAUUAUUUUAAUACAGAAUAACAAACAAGACGAUCUGUUAUUUAUGUCAACCACUAUGGACACACAGACAUUUAACACACGAAGAAAAAUACUGAAUCAUGUAGUUUGCAGCAUUUUAAUGGAGUGUGGUUAUGAAACAUGUGAGAAACAAGUAUUAGAGACUCUCACCGAGAUGCUACAAUCAUUUAUUGUGGAGAUUGGAGCAUCGGCGAGAAAUUAUUGUGAACUGUCUGGGAGGACGGAACCUCUCAUAGCCGAUGUGAUUCUCGCGUUAAUCAAUAUGGGCAUAAAGAUAGAUAACAUCGAGACAUAUGCGAAGAGACAGAACAGAACAAUUUUACCGCCACUUCAACAACAGACACAGUCGAGGCAAUCGAACAUCUUGCAGGCUGGUAUCAAGCAGAACCACCCGUCGCACAUACCAAGUUACCUACCACCCUUCCCUGAUCCACAUGCAUACAUCAGAACUCCAACACAUCGUAGACCAGUAACAGAGUACGAAGCGAUAAGAGAAAAGGUAGCAACACAGAAGCGUGACAUCGAGAGAGCUUUGACUAGGUUUAUCGCCAAAACUGGAGAAACGCACAGUUUAUUUCUCACGGAGGAUAACAGCAUGUUUCCCUUGAUAUCCUGUAAACCGCAAUUCCCGAGUUACAUCUCUGCUCUUUUACCUCAGGAUCAAAUAUUCGAACCGGACACAGACUUCCAGUUUGAGUCGAAUCCGACGAAAAAGAAAAAGGAGGAAAAAACUGAAGAGAGAAUUGAAGAAAACGAUCAAACGCAAGGCGAGAACAUAGAGCAGAAUGGUGAAAAUACUACUCAGCAAGACAUCAUAGAUAAUCCAUAUUUAAGGCCCGGAAAAAUGCCAAAAAACAAAAUGCCAGGAACGACGGUUCCCGGACAGCCAUCUGCCAAGAAGGAACCGCUAGAAUCUUCGGUACCUUGAAAUAAAACGCAAUCCAUUUAUUUAAGUGAUUUCUACAUAUAUAUGUAUAUACACGUCUAGAUUUUAUAUUUAUUUACGUUGCAUUUAUGCAAAACAAUGCAUAGUCAUGAUUUGUGGUAAUUAGAAAUAAAUACUACUACGUUAAACUAAGUUAAAGUACAACUAAGUUAAACAAUAAAUGUUAUUUUUAUUAUAAAGGUGGUUACAUAAAA